GGAAAAUUACUGAAGUCUGGAUUGCUAUCUUGAUACUAUAAACCUGCAGUAAGUGGCAAUGUCCAGGGUCCCCACCCCACCUCCCCCUGGAGAGAUGUCCAGUGGACCUGUGGCUGAAAGCUGGUGUUACACACAGGUUAAAGUAGUAAAGUUUUCCUACAUGUGGACCAUUAAUAACUUCAGUUUUUGCCGAGAAGAAAUGGGUGAAGUUCUAAAGAGUUCUACCUUUUCAUCAGGGCCAAAUGACAAAAUGAAGUGGUGCCUGAGAGUGAACCCAAAGGGAUUAGACGAUGAAAGCAAAGACUACCUGUCAUUAUAUUUACUUUUAGUCAGUUGUCCAAAAAGUGAAGUCAGAGCAAAAUUCAAGUUUUCCCUGCUGAAUGCUAAAAGAGAAGAAACAAAAGCAAUGGAAAGCCAAAGAGCGUAUAGAUUUGUGCAAGGCAAGGACUGGGGUUUUAAAAAAUUUAUUCGAAGAGAUUUUUUACUAGAUGAAGCUAAUGGUCUUUUACCAGAUGACAAGCUUACGUUGUUUUGUGAGGUAAGCGUGGUCCAAGACUCAGUAAAUAUAUCAGGACAGUCUAAUACAAACACUUUGAAGGUACCUGAAUGUCGACUAGCAGAAGAUUUAGGGAAUCUCUGGGAAACAACAAGAUUUACAGAUUGCAGUUUUUAUGUAGGAGGACAAGAAUUCAAAGCUCAUAAAUCUGUCCUUGCAGCACGAUCUCCAGUUUUUAAUGCAAUGUUUGAACAUGAAAUGGAGGAAAGCAAGAAGAAUCGUGUAGAAAUAAAUGAUGUAGACCCUGAAGUUUUUAAAGAAAUGAUGAGAUUCAUUUACACAGGAAAAGCACCAAACCUUGAAAAAAUGGCUGACAACUUAUUGGCAGCUGCAGACAAAUAUGCACUGGAACGGCUGAAGGUCAUGUGUGAGGAAGCACUCUGUAGUAACCUCUCGGUAGAAAAUGUUGCUGACAUUCUUAUCCUCGCAGAUUUGCACAGCGCUGAACAGUUAAAAGCACAAGCAAUAGAUUUUAUUAACAGUUCUCUCUAUUGCAGGUGCAGUGUUCUUAGACAACUUGGGUGUAAAGAUGGGAAAAACUGGAAUAGCAACCAAGCAACAGACAUAAUGGAAACAGCAGGCUGGAAGUCCAUGAUCCACUCUCACCCUCACUUAGUAGCAGAGGCCUUUCGUGCACUAGCAUCUGCACAGUGUCCACAGUUUGGCAUUCCACGCAAACGGCUAAAACAGUCAUGAAAUCUUCCAUGAACUUUAGAGAAAUUGAAUUGACUCUACUCCUCCAUGCCCAGAGGUGUUUUCACAAACCAUAACAAGAGUUUUUGUUAUCGUUGUCCACAGAACCGAAGCUGAAAAAGCCUAUUGUUUGCUUUUCAGAUGGAUAAUUUAUGGUUUAAUCCUCAGCUUUAAAUUAGACUGAUUAAUUCACUGAAAGGCCUUAAAUUAUCUGCAAUGACUCUCUAGUCCAUAUAGUCUAAUGUAUCUUUUUUUUAAUUAUUUUUUUUAAUGUGCCUUGUCUUUUUGACUGGGCUCUGCAGGAUUGCACUAGCUCCAUAAUGCAGUAAAGUUGAUAACUGAAGAUUAAUUUUUGAAAGGGAUCUUCCAUUAUUUUCAAAAAAAAAUAUUGUAGUUUGGUCCUGUGCUAACUGGAAGGUUUUAACUAGCCUCUCAAUGAGAGCACUUGAACUGGAGGCACGUACUGUUUCCUAGACAAGUGCUAAAUAUAGGGAGAGCCUGUUUACCUUCAGAGAAUGCCUACAGGCUAUUUAUGGCAAUAUACUGCUUUGAACAUAAUUUAUUUUUCAUUGCGGGGGCAAAUAUGCAAUGGUUUGGCCCAGAAGUGUAUUUUCAUUACAGUUUGUAAUGCUUAUUGUGUGUGUGUCAAAGCUGUCCAAACGGUAAAAAGAAACACAGAAUAAACCUCUUGCUUGUGUUUCUUUAUGGUCCAUCACUAGUUUACAUUUAAUGCAGAACUGAACGAGAAGUAAAGUGUUCAAUGUGAAGACAUAAUAGUAUUGUAGAUGGAAAAAAUAUAUCCCACAUGUAUGGUUACAUAGAAAAGUAAAGGAUGCAUAGAAUGACCAAAUGUAAAUUGAAGAAAUGGGCCAAAUGGAUUCUGAAUAUGCACUUUUAAUGUGUAACUUUUGUAUGUUGUGUGGUACAUAUAUAUUUUGCUUUUGAUGAAUUAAUGAGGUACAGGUAAUUGUGGCUUAACUUUUUAGAUACAUUUUAAGAUACCCACAGCCACAUGGGAUUUAGUUUUGUUAUAACAAAAAAGAAAGGCAUGUCUUUUAAGACUCAGUUGAAGGUGACUAUUGCAAGCUUUCCUAUUUAAGUAACGGAAUAUUUUUGCUCAUUUGGAAAAGACAUGUGAAUGGUAAAAACUUUGGAGGGGGAUUUUUCUCAUCUCGAUGUGUACAGCUUCCAUUCACAUCUGAGGAAGUUACUUACACAUCAAGAAGAAUAUUUCCCUGAAAUGUCAGAUGAUACUUGCAAGCAGAGACUUGCUCAAUCUUGCAUUUCGGUUAUUGUACUAGCAUUGUGGAUGGUAUUGAAAUUCUGCAUAAUGUGAAAAGGAUGAAACAUUUGUAAACUGCUUGUCAUGGGCCAGUUCUUUAUUAUAUGAAUCUUAGCUUUAAUACCAACAUCCUCAGUGUUUGAUAGCUUUGUUUACGAUUGGGAAGAAAAGUCUGCAGUAGUACACACUCUAAAUGUUUCCUGAGUUAUUACAUUGAAUUUACUGUAAUGGUGAUAAUAUGCUAUGUUUGUUCUUUGGGAAGACUUGGGUUUAACAGUGGGGAAUGGGAGGCGAUCUCACCUAAUUUAUAAACAUAUUUGGAAAAAGAUUUUUAGUUUACCUAUUUAAGAAAAAAAAAAGUUAUACAGGGAGGAGAGAGGAGAAGUCUCAGAUUGUUUACUAUCUUAAAACCUCUCUCCAUCCUCAUUUCGUUAAAAUUCAUCUGAAUUACUCCUAACGACGUUUUUAGAGGAAAGAGAAUAUAGUUUUAUACCUUGGCAUCUAGUCAUCCAUUAGCAAAGGCAAAUUGGAAAAAAUGCCCACUCCGAUUUCUAAGAAUAAAAUAACCUCUAAAUGCAUUUUCUUCUUACGUUCUAACUAAAUCUUUAUGGAUAAAGUGUAAAAUCAGAAACUUUAAUAGUACAUAAGGCAUCAAAUUAUAUAUUUACAGAGAUUUAUCCUUUUAUCAAUUUUUAAAUAUUUAUCUAAAAUAAGGUCUCAUAAACUUUCUUCAUAAUAAGACAUAAAGGUAAUUGUUCCCUCCGAAAUAGUGAUGUUUUUGCUGCACUGUGUAAUGCGUUAGGACUAUAUAUCCUCAUACCCAUCACUGUUAAAACUUGCAGCGCUAACCUAUGAAGUGACUUGAAUAUUUAAUACUGUAAUAAUUGUCCAGUUCAGCUUGUUCUAAAGUGACAACAUACAGUAAUCUAAUGGAAAGCUUAAGGAUUUUAUGAAGUUUUUUUUUUUUUAAGAAGCUUAAAUAGCACACUUUGUACCAAAAAAUGUCAAACACUGUGCUGUAAUAUUAUCUACGUUGUAGAGUGUCCACUUUUCAAGUCAGGCAGUGUAUACCAUAUGUUACGCUAACAGAAAAUCAUGAUAAUUGAUCUGUUUAGAUUUGGGUUUAUUUAUUAUGUAUAUUUUUAAGUUUUAUCAGCUCUUAAGAAAAAGGUAAAACAGUUGCUGUAUUCUUAAGUGAGUGCACUAAUUAUUCACCUCUUUAUUCUUUAAUUAACUACAUGCAGUGUUCUCACUGGAAUGGGAUAGCUGGUAAUAACCCUCUCCUUCAGAUUCAGUAGCUUGUUUUUCUUGCCCACAUCUCAAGAGCUUGCCCUUCAAAACCUCAGUUGUCGGUUGUAAGUGCAGCGAAUAUGAAACCAUCUAAUACAAUGGACAGUUCUUUCAGGCUGAAAUCGUAGGGGGCUUUUCUUAGUUUUAUAUAAAGAUAGGAAUACAAUGUAUGAAGGUGCCAUGUUUUGGCUUGCCAACACUACUCCCUCGGAUACAUGUGAACCACCGCUUCCAGGCUUUUCUGGGGAGAACCCUGCAUGUGUACUGUGUGUGCGUGCGUGUGUAUGACUGUGCAGUGUUUUUUGUUAAGAAUGACUUUCUAAAAAUAAGGACUCAGUUUGCUGUUAAACGCUAUUGCCUUUUUAUGUAUUUGUUUGAACCUCCAUUUGAACCUCUCCUAAGGAGAUGCUUCAAGGAAUAAUCCUUAUUUACUAGUCCAUUUACUGCAUGCAGAAGUAUGAACACAUUGUGCCUUUUUUAGGAUACUAUUGCAAUGAAGGGAAGAUUUAAGAGGAUAUAAGAUCUUUUUUUAAAAGUGUUUUUAAAGUUGAAGGAGAAUGCUAUCUGAUGCACAGUUGAGGCAGAAAAGUUAUGGAAUAUUGAUUUGAGCUCUGUCAUAUGUUAAUUCUUUCGUCCUAAAUUCCGUUUCACUGCAGUAGAAACGAAACGAAAUGUGGGAGAACUUCACAGAUAUAAGUUGAAUAAUGGUAUCUCUUGUGAAAAAUGUGAAAAUAUUUGCUGUUAAAAGCUGAGUGUACAUCAAAAUGCACUAAUCAUGAACAGAAAGUUGUACAAGUUACUCUGGUCCUGAUGCUUUUAAAAUAUUGUUUCGCCCCUGCACAGUGUCAAUAGAAGCCCCAUGUGGAUAUGAUGUUCCUUUUGAAUCCUCAUUGAGGGGUUUCCCUUUUGGGAGAAUAAAGCAUUGUGCAGUAUUUGAAAUUGUGUUUUAUGAAAGACAGUAGAUUGGAAAAGUGAAAUAUAGCUGCCUGAACUGAUGUUGAAUUUUGUUAGAUUUUUACAGUUGGUUGAAAUUCCUAAUCUUAAUUUUUUUAAUUUUUUUUGUAAUUUUCAAAUGGAGUGUUAUUAGCUGUUCUCUGUUUGGUAUUGAUAGCAUAUUUAGUAGAAAGCUUAGCCUGUUAGCUAGCAAGACACUGACUUAGUCUUAUAUCUUGGCUUCUGCUCACAGUAAAUGGACUACAUUUCUAAAGGGAAUUCACAUUUUAAGUGUUUUGCAAUGAACUUCAUCCUAUUUGUAAUCUGGUUUUUGAAGGCUUAACAUAAAUGAGUCCUAUUUUAGAAAUUAAACCAGUGAAAUGACUUAGACCUGUUUUGGGGUGGAAAUGAUUAAGAGAGUUCAGAUGUGUAAACAGUUGUAUCAAACCAUCCAGCCUUUUUUUAUCAGCUGAUGUUAAUGGUGAAAUACUUUUUGUACCUUGUUGCUGAAAAUAUUUUUGCGUUUCAGCACAUCAAGUUACAAUAAAGUUGUUACUUAUACAGAA
Messenger RNA from Struthio camelus australis, 5320 nucleotides. Lineage: Eukaryota; Metazoa; Chordata; Aves; Struthioniformes; Struthionidae. The record is from RefSeq and is a predicted model, not a curated record.